This is a messenger RNA of Zootermopsis nevadensis, 3009 nucleotides long. RefSeq names its product ATP-binding cassette sub-family G member 5. NCBI's taxonomy places the organism in Eukaryota, Metazoa, Arthropoda, Insecta, Blattodea, Termopsidae. Gene Ontology annotation, cellular component: ATP-binding cassette (ABC) transporter complex; plasma membrane. The record is from RefSeq and is a predicted model, not a curated record. Gene Ontology annotation, biological process: transmembrane transport. Gene Ontology annotation, molecular function: ABC-type transporter activity; ATP hydrolysis activity; ATP binding.
UCCUUCUAAGUUCCUUGACCUAACUGGUCGUGAAGGGAGUCUCAUUAUCCCGUCAGUUUUCCCACAGAAUGUCGCGGAUUUGGCAUGAAACAGUGUCAACAGCAGUGAUUCCAAAAAGCAAGUUUACGUAAGAACUUAACUGGUAAACAUUUCUGUCCAGUGAAAUCCAUCAUGAUUGGAAAUGAAUAUUCCUUGGAGCUGUGCAACGUUUUUCAUACAGGCCAGGUGGAGCCUGGAACGUGUUUGCAGCGACUGAUGGGAAGUGUGAAGACUGGAGUAAUUCUUAAAGAUGUGUCCCUAUUAGUCCAUGGAGGUGAAGUCCUUGCCAUACUGGGUUCAAAAGGUAGUGGAAAGAGGGCUCUGUUGGAAGUAAUAUCUCGUCGUGCACAAGGCCCCACGAGAGGACAAAUCCUACUGAAUGGUGCCCCCAUGUCCUUACAACUGUUUCAGCAGAACUGCGGUUACGUCACUCACAAGUGUGAUCUCCUGCCCGGACUCACAGUUCAGCAAACACUGCAUUAUGCUGCUCAUCUCACAAUUGGUUCAAAGGUAUCACGGUAUGUAAAAAGAUCGAGAAUGAAACAAGUGAUGGCUGACUUGGCAUUAACCCAGGUGGCUAACAGAGCAGUUGGUGACCUGACACAAAGUGAAUAUCGAAGACUUAUGAUUGGUGUUCAACUUGUAAGGGACCCAGUUGUGCUUCUGUUAGACGAGCCAACAUGGGAUCUGGAUCCUCUGAAUACAUACCUAGUUAUCUCGAUUCUUUCAAACCAUGCACGGAAGUAUGGGCGAACGGUGGUACUGACUAUGGAGAAGCCACGGUCAGAUGUGUUUCCAUUCUUGGACCGCGUGGCAUAUCUUUGUCUUGGAGAUGUUGUUUAUACUGGUGGUACAAGACUCAUGUUGGACUACUUUCGGUCAAUUGGAUUUCCAUGCCCAGAGUUAGAAAACCCCCUGAUGUAUUACUUGUGCCUUUCUACAGUCGAUCGGCGAUCAAGGGAACGUUUCAUUGAAUCUAAUCAUCAGAUAGCAGCUCUUGUAGAGAAGUUUAAGUUGGAGGGUGGUCCUUUCCGACGUAAAACUUCUACAAUAGCUCCUGGAGGAGUGCAGAUCAUAGAUCCAGCAACAGAUCCGAUGGCAGUCCACAAUAUGGGGGUCCCAACUGUUGUUGGUGGAUCUACAACACCUUCACUAGCCAAUAACAAGGUUCCACUCUCUGCUUUUGGAAGACCCAAUGCAUUCACAGUAGCCUUCACUCUAUAUAUGAGGAACCUAGCAGCUACUUUCAACUUCCGUGUCGUGGGCUUAACUCACGUUUUCCUGCGUCUAUUAGCACUUCCUGUUUUUCACUUAUUGUUGUGGAUAUUCUAUAGUGGAAUGGAGGAUUACCAAAGAACAUUUGUCACAAGAAAUGGGCUAAUAUUCAAUUGCCUGGCUGGAGCUUAUUUUGUAUCCAUCAUCGUAACAUCAUCCACAUUUCCUGCCUUCAGAACGCGGUAUUAUCAAGAGGCACAGGAAGGUCUUUAUAGCGGGCCCCUGUUCCUUUUAAGUUACUGGCUGCUGUCUGUGCCCUUUGCUGUGGUAACUGUUGCAGCUGCAACACGCAUUACAUAUCUGUUGACUGGACUUAACACUGUGACAGACUGGCUUUUGUUUGGAGCAGUGCAGCUUGCUUGCUACCUACUCGCACAGCAACAAACAAUUGCUCUUAUGUUGGUAGUGAGAAGCUCUUUCACAGCUUCAGUUGUCAGCAUUUACAUAACUGUUGUAUACCUCAUGCUCGGCAGUGGCACUUUCAGGGCUUUCCACAGUUUAUCAGAAUGGCUUCUGUACCUGACAUAUGCGACUCAGUCUCGCUACGCUGGAACAUUCCUUAACCUGCUGAUGUUUGGUAACAAUAACUGGGCCAAUCUGAAUGGACUUCCAUAUGAUUCUAAGACAAACUGUACCGCUCGCUUCCCACAGACCCAAGACGCUCUGAUCACCGCAUCAUCAUCAUUUGUUUGUCGUUAUGCUGAUGGAAUAGCUUAUAUAACUGGGCGAUAUGGUAGGGAUGAUAAUGGCGAUGCCCUGUCGGAUAUGUUGGAACUGGACCUAAACCUUGCAAUAACAUUCGCAUUCCCGAUUGCUCUUGUGAUAUUAAAUUCGCUUUUAUAUCUUAUUCCUUUGCCAGCUUUCAUAAAAGCAAAGUUUAGAGAGUAGAUUAAGUACUGACAUUUAUUCCAUUAAUUUUACCAGUACCGAACAGAUACUUAGAUCAUCUGGGAAUCCUCCUCUCAUAAACACUAACAAGUAUACAACUGUAUGCAGGGUGAAAAAAACUGGUGUUUGCCAGAAUUCUGCCCUUAAAAUUUUAAACUGUACCAGUGACAUGAAAGAUGUCUGGGGUCAGCAACCUUUGCGUGGGUGGUUGUCUAACUGGGUGUUGAUGUCAUUACAGAAGAUAAAAAAAUCUUAAGUCAUGAGAUGAGCUAAAACAAUAUACUUUUAUAUAAGGUUAUCAUUAAAACUGUCAUCUUAAAUGAAAAAUUAAAUGACUAGAAUAAUAUUUUGUAAAAUUCACCCACAUCAUAUUCAGAGAUAAGGACUCUCAGACACAUUUAACAGCUGCUCUGAAGGGUUAUGAAUGUACCUAAGAAGAAAUCAAUUAGAAAUUAAUGAAGCUUGUUAUUUCACUGGUCGACAGAUGCUGAUUCUAUUACUCAAGUCAAAUUUGAUGGCUGUGGAUAUUUCUACAUACCCUUCUCAUUCAAGUGAAUAUGAAUUAAUAAAGUUCCACCACCAUGGUCCAGUGACAGAGUACUCUGAGUGAACAUGGGCAGUGUCAUUCUAAUGCAAACUUCUGUAGUUAUUUAUUUCUCUAUAAUUUAUAUUUCUGUAAACAUUUUUGGAACAGUGCAUAUAAUCAGAGAGAAAGAUAAGGGUAUUUCAAACUCUAUUAGCUAUUUUAUUCCAAGCAGAGAAAAUAACAUAAAAUAAUGUAAUAAAUACAAGUGGACCUAAAAAAUA